AUGAGACCAAAAGGCAAAACACGUUUUAACAGAAAACAAGUGAAAGUCAAAGACAGAGACAUCGAUCUGUAUAAAGAAGUCUUGAAAAAACAAUUGAAAAAUAAAAGAUCAGAUAUUAUUCUGAAGAGGAAUAAAGAAAAAUCAGAUCAAAUGAACCGUCAAAAUGAUGUCAACAAUGAUGUCAGCGAUGAGAUAAUCGAUGCAAACAUUGUUUGUUUGAUGAUGUGUUUGAAGUCAUUCAUCGAUUGUCUCAAUCAUUAUCUUAAUUGUCUCACAGAUGAAACAACAAGAAGACGUUUGAAUGAACAUUUGGCCGAAAUUACCGACAUUUAUGAUAAUCUUAGUAAUCAAAUGCAGUCAUAUGUCAACAGUUCCGGUGACGACAACUAUGACAACAACAAUGAUAGUGUUGUCGACCUUGCGGUCAAUAACCGCCGUAAUAGCGAUUCAAAUAUCGUAAAAGCAGAGAAGCUUACAUCAGAUUCUGAUGACAACAAAAAUCCAAUCAUUUUCUCGACAUCAGUGGACAAUCCGACAAAAUUAACGCAAAGAUUUGUGCGUCGAUUUGGAAGUCUUUUCCGUUUGUCUCGAUUGGUGACACCUUUUAAUAAAUUGAUGCGAAGACAAUCACCUUCAGAAGCGACCGUAACGGCAGACAAUUCAUUGGUCAUCUCAUCAUCUGAUGUAUCGUUUAAUGGAAAUAAAGCUAAAGAAGAAGAAGAACCGAUUGCCAGCACAUCUAAACAGAUGUCAAACACUGGACAUAAUGUCAUUUCAAACAACAUAUUAGUUAUUGAACGACAAAUUAAUAUAUAUUUUCUCAGUAUAUGGUCUGAAGUAUUUCAAAUUUUAUCUUAUAAAAGUCAAAGAAUUGAUCAACAAUUUAGGCCAACUAUUGAACGAUUGCGGACUAGUCUUCGGAGUAUUAAUUUCGACCAACAGUUAUCUGGUAUUAGAUUAACACAUUUGGCCACAUAUGAGAUGGCUUUCACUGACGCAACAAUUGAACAAUUGGUUGGACAUCAUAUGGAUGAAGAUAAUCAACAAUUAUUAGGUGAUAAUGAAUUGCCUGUCGAUCAGGAGAUUCAAGAUAUCGUUGAAGACGAAGAAGAAGAAGUAGAAACCGUUGCUACAGAUAGUGGUAAACCAUUCUCGACUAACUCAUCCGAUUCUAAUGAAGAAGACCUUUUAGACGGAUAA
Oppia nitens is the source of this 1200-nucleotide messenger RNA. RefSeq lists its product as uncharacterized. Bases 1 to 1200 code for a protein of 399 amino acids. NCBI's taxonomy places the organism in Eukaryota, Metazoa, Arthropoda, Arachnida, Sarcoptiformes, Oppiidae. The record is from RefSeq and is a predicted model, not a curated record. The transcript has 3 exons.